This is a messenger RNA of Pipra filicauda (Wire-tailed manakin), 3098 nucleotides long. RefSeq names its product chromosome unknown C6orf62 homolog (gene CUNH6orf62). Lineage: Eukaryota; Metazoa; Chordata; Aves; Passeriformes; Pipridae. The record is from RefSeq and is a predicted model, not a curated record. The transcript is spliced from 5 exons. The coding region runs from base 1246 to 1935 and encodes 229 amino acids.
UUUUUUAAGAGGGGGGAGGGUAUUUUAGAGGUUUAAAAUUGCAACGCAGAUUUGCAAUUGAACAAACCUCGGAAAAAAUUUUUACACUGAAAAGCAGGAGCAGAAAAACACUCCAUGUUUUCCGAGUCGUGGCCAUGAAGUGAGAGGGGAGAGACGCGGUGCUGCUGUGGGUGUCCCGCCGCCCCGGGCGCUGCCGCCCUGUUUGCAGAGAGGGGCCGAAGGGAAAGCCAAGAGCGCCGGCCAUGCACAGCCUCGGCUGACUGUGCUCGCAGCAGCAGAGAGAGAGAGAGAGAAGGAUCCCCGGGGGAUCAGCAGCCCAGGGAGUGUAUGAGGUGUCGGGGGAUGUAGGGCUCUCCCAGUGUUAGGGAGCCCGGGUUUGGGGCACAGAUUCGGGUUUUAGUCUCUAGGUGAGAUAAUACUGUCCUUUGAACCCUUAUCCGCCCCUUGUCAAUGGCUAUCAUGAUCCCUCUCCUCUUUGGCAGCAGUAGCCUCAGGGCAAUGAUGAGCAGGAUGAAGUUAGAAAUGACUCCGCUGUCUUUUCUCUUUGCUCCCCUGCGAACCAGCGCUGUGUUGUCUGUAGUUGAUUUUGUUGUUGUUGGCAGAGAAAUGUCAUACUUCCCGGGUUGUGCACUCUUCCUUUGCACCCUUUUCUCUGCUCUCCACCAAGUGUAAUAAUUCUAAAGAAAAAGGCGGGCAACAUAGCAAUAGUGGAAGGCUGAGAAUAAUAAUCAGUAGAGUCAUGAAUCUGGCUGGGGUAAAACGCAAUUUGUGAUUUCAGCUUCGUGAUUUUUUUUUUGUAAGCAGAGCAAAAGUACCCCCCAUGGAUUGGGCUUGUGCCAGUUGCUUUUUAUUGUUCACAUAAAUUGUGAUAAGAUUUGGUUGGGGCUUGGUUUUUUUUGUUUUGGUUUGGUUUUUUUUUUUUUUUUAUUCUUACCCCAUUAUUCCUGCGGCUAAACUGUUCGAAUUUUUGUCUUUAAAAUUCUUCGGGUUUUUUUCUUGAUUUAUUGUAAAACCUCUUGUCGAGCCAUGGCUGGACAACUACUCACUUUGUUUCCUGACCCCUCCAAUACGACAUUUUCUUAAAAUAUUGCCUGAGGUGCGGUUUUGGGUUACAUUAGCGUUUGAUCUAUUCAGUCGUAUUAGCAGGAAUCAAACGACUUGUUUCUGUUGUACUUGAGUCUUACGAAAAGGUGCCCAUAGUUUAGCGACAGUUUCCAAAGGCUUUAGUACCACCUGUAUUACAAAAUGGGGGACCCAAACUCCCGGAAGAAACAAGCUCUGAACAGACUUCGUGCUCAGCUUAGAAAGAAAAAAGAAUCUUUAGCUGACCAGUUUGACUUCAAGAUGUACGUUGCCUUUGUGUUCAAAGACAAGAAGAAAAAGUCAGCACUUUUUGAAGUGUCUGAAGUGAUACCAGUCAUGACCAAUAAUUAUGAAGAAAAUAUCCUGAAAGGUGUGCGGGAUUCCAGCUAUUCUUUGGAAAGUUCCUUAGAGCUUCUGCAGAAGGAUGUAGUACAGCUCCAUGCACCCCGCUACCAGUCUAUGCGCAGGGAUGUGAUCGGCUGUACCCAGGAGAUGGACUUCAUUCUAUGGCCUCGCAAUGAUAUUGAGAAGAUAGUCUGUCUCCUGUUUUCUCGGUGGAAGGGAUCUGAUGAACCCUUUAGGCCUGUUCAGGCCAAGUUUGAAUUUCAUCAUGGUGACUAUGAAAAACAGUUUCUGCAUGUUCUGAGCCGAAAGGACAAGACUGGAAUUGUUGUCAACAACCCUAACCAGUCAGUGUUUCUCUUCAUUGACAGACAGCACUUGCAGACUCCAAAAAACAAAGCUACAAUCUUCAAGUUAUGCAGCAUCUGCCUGUAUCUGCCACAGGAGCAGCUCACUCACUGGACGGUUGGUACCAUAGAGGAUCACCUCUGUCCUUACAUGCCAGAGUAAGAUACUGGCCAGCAAAAUGGGGAAGAUCACAGAGUGCAGCAGUGGAUUUUCACUUUCCUCACCACUUUAUUCUUUCAGAAUUUAGAAGAAAAUGGACUCAUGUUCAGAACACUAUACAUUGUGAAACUUGAUCAUCCUGGAUUUUUUUAAUCAUUUGUAUCUCAGAACUUUGCAAUUUUUUUUUAGAUGUUUUCUGCAUGGACCUUGUGAAAGAAAGGAUGCUCUGCACACUUCUGCACUGCAUCAGCAUCUUGCUAAAAUGUGAAAUGAAGGGACUCUACAUUGAAACAAAUGUAUCCGAAAGCACAAGGUGAUCAUUUGUGGUGGUGUUCCCAUUUGUGCUGGUCAUGCCCCCUAACAUCUAUAAUGUUAACCAUCAGUAUUUGGAGGGUGAGAAGUGAAUGUAACGGGUAUAAAAGCCUUAUAGCUUUGCUAUUAAUGAUUGUAUCGAAGAGCACUAUCACUCGUUUUAAUGAACGAAAAAGUGGCUAUUACAAUAGGACGUAAAUGUGGGAAAGAAAUCUUUCUUUAAAAAAAAUGCAUCUCAUUUAAUGUGUAGGCAUUUUUUGCCUCUUUUAGUUUGCUUGGCCAUGUCUAAGUUUACUGGCACUUUUGUUUUGGAUCUCUUUCCCCAAGUUGCUGUAUAACUGUAUGAAGGUAUUCUUUUGAGUUGGAUGCAUUUAUACAGAUGAGGCAGACCUGGAGUCUGAAGUUGCUAAAGCAGCUCAAAAAAAGGUAAAAUAAUAGCUGCAGAAACAAUGUUGGUAGAGGAUUAUUUUUUCUUGAGAGUUGAGACUUGUAAACUUGCAGGUGAACUGUGCAGGAAAUACUGGUUUCUAAAACAUUUCUUAUGGAAAACCCAUUGAGGUUUUUUUUUUUUUCUUUUGGAAUAGACAUUAUAAACCAAUGUAAAAUAGUGUUUGGAGUGUCAAAAGUUGGUUCUGGCAGAACAUUUUAAGAUUGUGCAAUUAUAAAAGGAAGACUACUGUAUAGUUUUGAUGACAAAGAAGGCUCUGCUUAAGGGUUGAGUACUUUACUGGAAUAAAACUGCAUAAGCCUGCUCCCUUUGGAUAAAACUAGUGCUUACCUGUUUAAAACUUGUAUUUAGCUUUUGUUUGGAAUUGGAAAAAAAUUGGAAUUUAAAUAAAUUAGGUGAAAGAUGA